Messenger RNA from Musca domestica (house fly), 977 nucleotides. Its product is annotated as lectizyme. The record is from RefSeq and is a predicted model, not a curated record. The coding region runs from base 41 to 868 and encodes 275 amino acids. The transcript has a single exon. Gene Ontology annotation, biological process: proteolysis. Gene Ontology annotation, molecular function: serine-type endopeptidase activity. Lineage: Eukaryota; Metazoa; Arthropoda; Insecta; Diptera; Muscidae.
GGUCAGGCAUUAGUUUCAAAGUUAGUUCCCUUUGGAAAACAUGAAAGUUCUUUUAGUCUGUGCUCUGUUUGUGGCCUGUGCCCAUGCGGGUCUGGUUUCGUCCGUUAAGGAGCGGAUAAUGCCCAGUUUUGCCACUGGCCGCAUUAUCAAGGGUGAAGAUGCCGUACCACAUUCGGCUCCCUACAUUGUCUCGUUGAGCAAGACUUCCAAGCAUUCCCACAUAUGUGGCGGUAGUUUGAUCAACAAGAAUUGGAUUUUGACCGCUGCCCACUGUAUCAGCAAUCCUGUGGGUAUGGGUGUUGUUGCUGGCCUGCAUCAGCAAAAAUCUUUGGACUCGAAGACCCAAUCUCGUGUUGUCGACUAUGGCAAAGUUCACGAAUUGUAUGGCGGAAGUGUUGGACCCUAUGACAUUGCGAUUUUACAUGUUUCCCAACCUUUUGAAUUCAACGAAUGGGUUAAACCUAUUGCCUUGCCUGCUCCUGAAGAAAUUCCCGCCGGUGAGACGCAUUUGUAUGGCUGGGGUCAACCGAAGGCUUUCUCUUUCUCGGCUGCCAAUACUUUGCAAACGGUAACCACACAAAUUGUUGAAUUCGAUAAGUGCAAGAGCGUCUUGCCAGCCGAUGCUCCUUUGGCCGAGUCCAAUGUUUGCUCCGAUUCCUUGCAACAGAGCAUUUCUGCCUGCAACGGUGACUCUGGCGGUCCAUUGGUCAAGGAAUACGCUGAAGGUAGUGCUGAAUUGAUUGGCAUUGUUUCGUGGGGUUAUAUUCCCUGCGGCAUGGCCAAUUUGCCAUCGAUUUACACUCGUGUCUCGUCGUACAUUGAAUGGGUUAACGCUGCUCAAACUAACUUCUAUUUGGCUAAAAAUUAGGGUAUUUGGUUUGAUUUAUGGCUAACGAAAAGAAAAAAAAAUAGAAAAUUGUAAAUAUGUAUAUACACCUUUUUCGAUAAAAUAAACUUUAAUAUGAUUUUAUAAGGUA